AUGUCAGGCAUUCUACGUCCUCGUCCCCGUUCUUUCGAGGAUCCAGCCAGACAUCGGGGGACAAAUUAUAUUAAAUCCUCGUCAACUGAGCCUAGCUCCACCCCCUGUCGUCGCCAUAGCGCGGGAGACCUCGAACAUAUGGCCUAUCUAGAUCCUCUUCGCCAAAGGAUAUCUUGUAGGAGCCAAGGGUCAGCCAAAAAUACAACUUCUACUUCAGCCUCUGCGUUCUCCCAGCUUUCGUCUUUGCAAGCCGAACCCUGUUCUCAUUGCUUACUUGGAUUUGGCAAAAUACCACCUUCACCACAAAGAGAAUCUAAUCGGUUACGACCUCUCCACUACAGUGCAGGUGCAGCAUCUACCCUAUUUACUGCUGACGAGGCUCCUGGCUCGAACCACAGGGGAAUCGUAGUUGUCGUGCGAAGGCAGCCUGGUCAGAUCUGUCGCUAUCACCGGCCCUCCUGGCUAGGGCAAGACAGCCAUACAGAGGCCACAUCGAGGAUUGCUGAUUCGAUUAAGACUAAGAUUAAGCCAGGAUCCCACAGUCAUAUUGUCCAGCGACCGAGCAUCGUUUCAAUUGCUUCUGGAACGAAUACGAUCGAAUUUGCUGGCCCUCUAAUUGAUAAAAAAGCUUCAGAUGUUUCAUUUCCUACUAUGCCCAUUAAGCGUUUGGAUGCAACUAUAAUUCCUGCUGUGAGUAAUGUAAUAUCUCACACCACAACUGUCUAUGAAUGGCUAACAAUCCGCCACUAUAAUUGGUAG
Molecule: messenger RNA, 759 nt
Organism: Protopolystoma xenopodis
Lineage: Eukaryota; Metazoa; Platyhelminthes; Monogenea; Polystomatidea; Polystomatidae
Source: the annotation of a GenBank genome assembly